CUCAGUGAGAGGUGGAGCUGAGAGUUCCGCUUGCAGGCGGGAGCUAGGCUCAAGGUUUAAGGCUUCUGGAGGCCCAGUAACUGAUGAGGACCGGGCUCAGCGAGGGGCGGGGCUCAAGAACUGUGGCAGCAACAGAGCUACUGUCCGCGAGGGUGGGGGCUCAGUGAGGGCGGGGUUUAGAGCUCUCGCAGUGACAAAGCCGAUGCCCCGGGCGCUCGGAAGGCCGGGCCCAGUGAGGGGAGGGGCUAAGGGCUCGGCAGCGUUCGUAGCCCACGCGUCCGGAAACGGGGCUGGAGUGAGGGAUGUGGAUUUAGAGCCCUCGAGGCGACGCAGCCGACGCUACGGACUGGGCCUAUCGGCAAGGGGCGGGCUCAGUGAGGGCGGGGUUAGGGCUUAGCCGCGAUGAUGCCGGGGGCGGGGCUCACAGGGAAAGAGCGGGCGGUCGUCACAGGGGUCGACGGGCAGCGGCCGGACAGCCAGGCUGACUGACGGCGGCAGGGGGACUGGCCGGGUCAGCUGGGUGCACGGCGUGCCGCCGCCAUGACAGCUCUGCCUACCCCCCAUCCCCUGGGUCCACCAGGAAACAGGACAAGCUGCCACAGAGCAGACCUACUGUGACCGCCUGGUCCAGGACAUGCCUUUCCUCACAGGCCUUGGGCGCCUGAGUGAGCAGCAGGUGGACAGGAUUAUCCUCCAGCUGAACCGCUACUACCCCCAGAUACUCAGCAACAAGGAUGCAGAAAAGGUGCCAAGGAACCUGAGGCUGCUUUCCCAUCCCUUUCCUCUCUGGGCUGGGAGAAGCGGGGGGCAGGACAGCUUGGAGUUCCGGAACCCCAAGGUAUCUCUGCGAGUGCGUCUCUGCGACCUCUUGGGCCACCUGCAGCGGAGCGGUGAGCGGGACUGCCAGGAGUUCUACCGGGCCCUGUACAUCCAUGCCCAGCCUCUGCACAGCUGCCUGCCCAGCCGGCACGCCCUGCAGAACUCAGAUUGCACAGAGCUAGACUCGGGCACCGCAGGCCGUGAGCUCAGUGACAGGGGUAACCGCCUCCCAUGUCCCUUCUCUCUGUUCCCCCACCCAAGGUUCCAUCUCUGCCUUGGGGGCUUCUCCAUUCCAAGUCGGGUUCCGUUCCUGGCUUCCUGUUGGACAGACCCCCUCAGGGUGCUCACUGGGUGUGUCCCUGCCCAGCUGACCCCAGCACAGGGUGUGAGCCUGUCCCUCGAGGCCUCUGGACCCCUCCCGCCCUCCUGGGCUCGGGGAGCUGCUCACGUGCAUUUCUCCCCAGGACCCGUGGCCUUCCUGACCUGUCUCGGCCUGGCCGCAGGGCUGGCACUCCUCGUCUACUGCUGUCCCCCAGACCCCAAGGUGCUGCCAGGGGCCAGGCGUGUCCUGGGCUUCUCCCCUGUCAUCGUCGACAGGCACGUCAGCCGCUUCCUGCUGGCCUUCCUCACAGAUGACCUGGGGGGGCUCUGACCGAUCCCCUCCCUGCCCACCUUGGCUGCUUGCUGCCCUGGGGCUGGCUGGCUUUUCUAAGUGUUUAUUUCUCACUGUGUAUAACUUACGUAACCAGCACUUUACCUUCACUGUACAAAGGUACUCAACAAUAUUAAAUGUUUGAGUCUUAUCCCUUC
Messenger RNA from Aethalodelphis obliquidens (Pacific white-sided dolphin), 1629 nucleotides. RefSeq names its product caspase recruitment domain family member 19 (gene CARD19). The transcript is spliced from 6 exons. The record is from RefSeq and is a predicted model, not a curated record. NCBI's taxonomy places the organism in Eukaryota, Metazoa, Chordata, Mammalia, Artiodactyla, Delphinidae. Gene Ontology annotation, cellular component: mitochondrion. The coding region runs from base 635 to 1471 and encodes 278 amino acids.